UCGAGGCGGACGGAGUUGAGCGCGCUCCGCGGGGACGCGCACUGAGGGGAAGUGGAAAGACGGAAGAAAGGACGUUGAAUAAACUUGUCAACUAACUAACCGACUGUCUCGAAAUACAGUCGGAGAUUAUGUGACGACAAUAUCGACGACUCGUUUCGAUGUAAAUUGAGCCGACCGACCGACCUGUUACUAUUCUAUCAUCGCGGGCUCCGCUCGACUCCGGCAGUUUUCAAACAGACUUGCUCAACCGACCCGGAGACGUCAACCGACACAAAGUCACAUUCCGCCGCUGGCAAAGUGGUGUAAUAACCGGACAAAAGCUGCACCGACGAGACGCACGACCCCCUCGCUGGCUCCAGUGGGACUCGAGGUUUCCAUCCGCGUGGGGGAAAAGUUCCCCGCGGUGGCUGAGGAGCAGCCGCGGACGAGGCCUGCAGUCGAGGAGGCUGCAUGUGUGAAGACUGCUACUGGCGGGCGGUGACUCAAGCGGCGCUAGCUUAACAUCCAGGACGGAACAUGUCGGCCCAGGCGCAGAUGCGAGCGAUGCUGGACCAGCUCAUGGGCACGGGGAGAGACGGAGACACCAUGAGGCAGAGAAUCAAAUUCAGCGACGAGCGGGUCUGCAAGAGUCACCUUCUGGAUUCGUGUCCGCAUGAUAUUCUGUCAGGCACCAGAAUGGACCUGGGGGAGUGUAUAAAGGUCCACGACCUGGCUCUCAGAGCAGACUACGAGAUUGCCUCCAAGGAGCAGGAGUACUUUUUCGAACUUGAUGCUGCGGAACACCUUCAGUCUUUCAUUGCGGACUGUGAUCGCAGGACUGAGCUGGCCAAGAAGAGACUAGUUGAGACACAGGAUGAGAUCAGUGCCGAGGUGGCUGCAAAGGCUGAACGUGUCCAUGAGCUGAACGAAGAGAUUGGGAAGCUGCUGGCCCGAGCAGAGCAGCUCGGGGGUGAGGGGAACGUGGACGAAGCCCAGCAGCUGCUGGAGAAGGUGGAGAAGACCCGGGCCUUAAAGAAAGAAGCAGAGGAUGUUUACAGAAACUCAAUGCCAGCAUCCAGCUUUCAGCAACAGAAACUACGGGUGUGCGAGGUCUGCUCUGCCUACUUGGGUCUCCACGACAAUGAUCGACGUUUGGCCGACCACUUUGGUGGCAAACUGCACAUUGGCUUCAUCGAAAUUCGCGAGAAGCUUGAAAAGCUAAGGAAAGCAGUUGUAGAGAAACAAGAAAGAAUGCGAAUGAGGAGACGAGAGGAGCGCGAGAAAGAAGAUGAAAAAGAGCGACAGUGGGAAAUUGAACGGGAGCAAGAGAGAGAAAGAGCCCGAGAGUGGGAGAAAGAACGAGAGAGGGAGAGGGAGCGUCGGAGGUCGAGAUCUAGAAGUGGAGACCGUUACAGGGACGGAGGCAGUUCGUCUUCCCACCGCUCAAGGCGCCACCACUCCUCUCGUCCCAGAGAAGAAGGUGGGGAUCGGGAUCGUGAGAGGGAGAGGGAGAGAGAGAGGGAGAGGAAACAUCGACACAAGGACAGACAUCGCUCCCACUCCCACUCUCAAAGAAACAAAAGGAAGAGAUCCUCCAGAGAAAGAACAUCACACACCCGUGACGGAGAGCGCUCGUUGUCCCAGGAGAGAUUGAGAGAGGGUGCGGGAGAGGCAUGGCGUGACGACAGGCCGGAGUUCAAAGACUGGGAAAACAGGGAGAGGUCCACCUCCCCGGACACGGCCAAGGGCAAGGAGCGAGAAAGAUCCCUGUCGUACGAGCGGGAGCGACGCUCCAGCUCCGGAGAGCGCGAGUCCGGGGAGAUAUGAACAGGAAGGGGUGCCUCCAAAGUUUUUGAUUUGGAUAUAUUGUUCAGCAAAAGGAGCAGGGAGAGAGGAGUGUGUUGGUGCGGGUGUGUAUGAGUGAGUGAGUGUGUGAGGGGGGGUUGGCUUUAUGUGUGUUCAUGAUAAAACAUGUACAAAGAGCAGCGGUGACCGGUGGAAACUUGAGGGGAUGAGGGAACAGCUUCAUUGGUGGUGGUCGUGGAAACAUGCAUACCAACUUUUAUGAACCUCUGAAUUAUGAGGCCAGAGUCUCCUGGAGUACAGUCAUACUUUUAUGGCAACUUGUUGAUCUAAUGUACAGCUGACAGUAAUGAGAGAUGACUGAGUGGAGAGAAUACCUACUUAAAGUCUGUUUUUAUUUUACUCACAUGAAGUGCUGUUUUUUUUUUCUUCUUUUUUUUAUCAUUAGUUGAAUCAUGUUAUAACUGUUUUUCCUGUUCCAUUAGGAAUCUCUCAGCUUCAGUAGCUGUGGAUUUAUUUACACGGGUUGGACUCAUUAAUGUUGCAUAACUCUCAAAGUGAUUUUUUUUAAAUGAGCUGUGAAAGACUGAAGGCUACUCGUGUUUGUUUUAUUUUUGCUGCCUUCAAGCCAUAACCAUCUCAUUUGGGAAAUUAGAUCCACAUCCUGGAGCCUGACUUUAACUCAAGACAUGGUGAGGAGGUCGUUAAUUCAAAAUAAACUCACGUUCCCCUGAAACAGCUAUUUCCUUGUAAUUCUUGACGUGUGAAGGCGUAUGGAUGAUGUGCAUAAUUAUAUACUGACAACUGAAGGCCCAGGAACCUGUGUCCUGCUUGAUGUUAUACAACCUUGGUGUACAGGAGGGGAUUUAUUUUGCUGUGCCAUUAUAGUGAAUAAAAUGUUCUGCUUCCAUUCAAACAA
Molecule: messenger RNA, 2701 nt
Organism: Scophthalmus maximus (turbot)
Lineage: Eukaryota; Metazoa; Chordata; Actinopteri; Pleuronectiformes; Scophthalmidae
Product: LUC7 domain-containing protein
Exons: 10
Coding region: 517-1806 (429 amino acids)
Biological process (GO): mRNA splice site recognition
Cellular component (GO): U1 snRNP; U2-type prespliceosome
Molecular function (GO): mRNA binding
Source: RefSeq, a predicted model, not a curated record